AUAAAAUUCUUCUUCUUUUCGGAUCAUGGCGAAAGGAGAAAAUAUGUAAACAAUAACAUAACCUCAAUCAAAUUUGCAUUAUUAUUAUUCAAAUUUUUUUAAAUUUUAGACCUUUUAGACUAUUGAUAAUGUAAAGAGUAUUAUUGUUGACUGGUGGGGUCAGAACAGUCUCAUUUUUAUUGUUUAAAUUACAACAACUUUCAUUUGUAUAUUAUAAAAUCAAUGACUUAAGAGGAUUAUAUGACACUUUACCAAAGGGGUAAAGGUAUACUUAUUACAUUAAAAUGUUUAGUCCAAGGAGACUGCAGAUUAUAUAUAAACAUGUUUAUAAAUUCAGGUCGAUUUCAACUACUGUCCUUAGGAAAUUUAACGAUAUAUCAAAUGAGUAUGUGGAGGAUAUACUUGAAACUGAGAGUGAAUAUAACAAGGAAGUGGACAAUUUUAUGAGCGUUAAAGAUAUCCAUAACUGUGUGAUAAUACAACCAUAUGUAAAAUGGGGCCCUCGCAAACUAUCAGUUACUCCAGAGGAACAAUUAGAAGAAGCAGUAGCACUCGUAAAAACUUUGCCAUCCUGGAAAGUCGUUAAUACCAUAACCGUACCUCUAGAGUCUCUGGAUUCAAAAAGUCUAUUUAAAUCAGGAAAUAUGGACAAACUGUCUAAGAUGGUCAGAAAAGAUCCUGAAAUAUCAGCAGUUUUCGUCAAUACUAGUAAUUUAAAAACUGUAACCUCUACGAUAUUGCAGGAAAACUUUAGGCUGCCGAUUUUGGACCGCUACAGAAUAGUAAUGCAGAUUUUAAAGAUACAUGCUACUAGUAAAUACGCAAAACUCCAAGUCGCUUUAGCCGAAUUGUAUUUUAUUCGAAGAAAAGCUGAAAGCAACCAAGUAUUUGUUACGCAUGACCGCGAAACUUUAAAAUUGAUGUUUCAAAAUAGGGAGCAAAAAUUAAAAAAAGCUAUCAAGGGCCUCAGGGACCAAAGGAAACUGUUACGGAGUAAGAGGCGCAAACUUGAUUAUCCGGUUGUUGCUGUAGUGGGCUACACGAAUGCAGGUAAAACAUGCUUAAUCAAGGCACUGACUGGGGAAGAUUCUUUAAAACCGAGGGAUCAAUUGUUCGCUACUCUAGACGUUACUGUUCACAGUGGAAUUUUACCUUCUGGUUUGGAAGUUUUAUAUGUAGAUACUGUGGGAUUCUUGUCGGAUAUACCUACGGAUCUCAUCGAAUGUUUUAUUGCUACAUUAGAGGAUGCCAUUUUAGCCGAUUUAAUUCUGCAUGUAGAAGAUCUGUCAAGUUCUUGUUUUGAAUAUAAAAGGGACCAUGUUCUGAAAACACUUCAACAAUUAGGAAAGGAUACAGAAAGUGAUAUCACAAACAAAAUAAUGACUGUAGGGAACAAAUGUGAUCUUGUUGAAGAUGUAAAAGAUGACCGGACUUUACCAAUAUCUGCUAAAUUAGGAAUAGGUUUAGAUGAACUAAGAUUUAACAUUGAGAAAGCAAUAAUGAAGGCAACAGGCAGACGUUACAUUACAAUAAAGGUUCCCAAUGGAGGGGAAGAAAUAAGGUGGUUAUAUAAAGAAGCUACAGUAGUAUCUCAACAUCCUGACGAAACAAAUCCUCAAGUAAUGAAAACAAAUGUAAUUAUCACCGAAAUGAAAUUAAAUAAGUUCAAACAUAUUUUUCUGUCAAGACCUAAAUAAUAUAUUAUUUACUAUAUAAGGUAUAAAUUGUAUUUAAAACCCCUAUUGAUAACUAGAAUAUUUAAAUAUAAUAUAAUUAUGUUACCAACA
Diabrotica virgifera virgifera (western corn rootworm) is the source of this 1787-nucleotide messenger RNA. RefSeq names its product putative GTP-binding protein 6. The record is from RefSeq and is a predicted model, not a curated record. The transcript has 7 exons. Gene Ontology annotation, molecular function: GTP binding; ribosome binding. Bases 285 to 1697 code for a protein of 470 amino acids. NCBI's taxonomy places the organism in Eukaryota, Metazoa, Arthropoda, Insecta, Coleoptera, Chrysomelidae. Gene Ontology annotation, cellular component: cytoplasm.